AUGACGUCUCCAUCCUCAACUAAUGAUGUUUUAUGCCAACCUGAAUCAACCCCGGAGAGCACGCUGUCCGAAGGCUCUCUGGGUAGCUAUGCUGACAUGAAGGACGCCAUGGAAUAUGAAUUCGAAUGCGAUUUCGACCACAUGACAUCAGAAUUUGCCAAAGAAGUCGAAGAGAUCAAGUCCAACCUCAUGGAAUCACUGAACCAGAGAGAGAAGAUCAUGGAAACAGUCUUUUCCAUGCAUUUACCUGUGGUGCCGUCCAGUUUUGAGACGCGAUUUGUUGAACUCGGAAUUGGUCUGGCGCUUGAGAACGUGAUGGAUUGCCUUCAUCAGAAACUACUCCCUCUGGCCAAGAAAGAAGCCAAACGAGCCCUCCACCUCGCUGAGCACCAGGGCGACGAAAUCAAUAUCGCCAGAUGUUACUACUGGAUGGGUCGAAUUGAGUUAUACCAACGCAAUAUAUCCUCAGCCUACAAAUUUUUCAUGACUGCGCGACCCUGUGUCAUGGAUGACAAGCACCCAGAAGGCCGAAGCUUGGGAUACUAUUUGAGCCUUUUCAACCCCGGAGCCGGUGGAACUAUAUCUCAUCCCAAUCAUGAUGCGUUCGAGGCUACUCUCAUCAAGGGAGAUAUGGACCAGUCGGGUGAUAAUCAAUCAAGGAAGCGCAAACAGGAUGCCCAAACUUCGGAGCUCGUUUUACGACCUUUCAACAUGGUUGGUCACACAAAACUGGGUUCAGUGACUAUGAAGAGCCCCCAAUACCCUACCAGUCGACCCGUGGUAUGGAUAACACAAAUAACCGAGGAUGCUCUCCAUUCGGACAGCCCAAUGGUCAUCAUACUGAAAGACGAAGCCAACGCAGAUGGAAUGGACUGGUUGGCUACUGCAAAUUCUGGCCCACGUCUUUCGCAAAUCAAAUUUACCUUUCGUUGCUAUCCCAGAGGUUUGGCACCACGCACACGUCCUACAGAGAUAUUUGCGGAACAACCAGGGGAGAAUCUCCUUUCUGCCGAGGAAUGGCAAGCAUUACAUCAACAUGCUAAGAACAAGAAAGUCACACUCGCCUAUCUGGCAGAUGAAAGACGGAGAAACCUUGAACUAACCAAAAAAACGAUCCAGCUUGGUAUGGGUAGCAAUGGCAGGAGUUGA
This is a messenger RNA of Penicillium odoratum, 1149 nucleotides long. RefSeq lists its product as uncharacterized. NCBI's taxonomy places the organism in Eukaryota, Fungi, Ascomycota, Eurotiomycetes, Eurotiales, Aspergillaceae. The transcript has a single exon. The coding region runs from base 1 to 1149 and encodes 382 amino acids. The record is from RefSeq and is a predicted model, not a curated record.